Drosophila subobscura is the source of this 953-nucleotide messenger RNA. RefSeq lists its product as uncharacterized. The record is from RefSeq and is a predicted model, not a curated record. Gene Ontology annotation, molecular function: chitin binding. The transcript is spliced from 5 exons. Gene Ontology annotation, cellular component: extracellular region. Lineage: Eukaryota; Metazoa; Arthropoda; Insecta; Diptera; Drosophilidae. The coding region runs from base 193 to 942 and encodes 249 amino acids.
UCGGAAUCGGCGCCCACGCAAUAUUCGUAGAUAUAUUCCUAUGCUGCUAAUCUGGGAAUAGCAUGAGGCAGCAAUCAUGUGGAAAGCAAAGCCAAAUAAAACAAUUAGCGCGGACAACGGGAGAAAAGUUAAGACUGGUCGUCGCAGAGCCUUGACAGUGAAUACAAGCAAGAAUCUUUCUCUACAUUGAAAAUGUCCCAAAAGUGUAACAAUUUCAUACCAAUUCUGGUAGCGCUUUUUGUGGCCUUUCUGGUGGGUCAAACCAUAUCCGAGUGCAAUGUGUGUCAGAGCAAUAAAGUGGCCUGCAUCAAUUCCACUUCCUUCUAUCUGUGCUUCGGCGAUGGAAUGCCUCACACGGAUCAGCUCUACCACUGCCUGGAUGGGUUUCAAUGCAGCAAUCUGACAGCGAUCUGCACCCAGAAGAGCAACCAGCGGCCGCCCAGCUGCGGGGACACCUCACAGUGUGGUCAGUGCAGCGCACAUCGCAACUAUCUGUUCGCCUGCCAGAGUCGCGGCAUCUUUCAGAUGUGCUACGGUGCCAGCAGACCCACCGGGAAGUUUGGUUAUUGUCCCACGGGCACGGUUUGUGAUGCCAGCAGCGAUAGUAUUUGUGUGCGUGCGGUGGCAAAUCAAACGCUGACCUGUGACCUCAACGAUCAGCUGGUGGAUACCACCACAGCACCACCACCCACCACGGAAAUCCCCGGCAAUACCACAGACACUACACCCACACCCGGGACACCUAUGGAUGUGUGUCGCCAGCAUUUGGAGACGGGUCUCUAUGCCACAGAUCCCGCCGAUCCCAGUUGCAAGCGCUACAUCAGCUGCUACUUUAAAAACAAUAUCGUUGUCACGGCCACGGAAUACGAUUGCCCGACGGACUCCUACUUCCAAGCAGAGAUGCAGAAAUGUUCCUACAUGAAGCCAGCAGCUUGUCUUUAGACCAGACCCCA